Messenger RNA from Pelobates cultripes (western spadefoot toad), 1028 nucleotides. The record is from the annotation of a GenBank genome assembly. NCBI's taxonomy places the organism in Eukaryota, Metazoa, Chordata, Amphibia, Anura, Pelobatidae.
ACCUGACUUUGACCGGGACUAAAGGAAGAAUUACUACUAAAACCUUUCAAAAGAGUGUCGAUGUGAAUGGUUAUCUACAUGCUAAAAGUGGCCAUCAUCCUACAUGGAUACAAAAUAUACCUUUAGGACAAUUUACUAGAAUCAGACGAAAUUGUUCGUUCAUGUCUGACUAUGAGAAAGAGUCCCUUGUGUUAUGCCAACGCUUUAUUGAAAAAUCUUAUCCUCCAAAUAAGGUAUUAAAUGCGUAUUUAAAAGGUCACAAUUAUAAGGUUAAUGCUCCACUUGGGAACUGUUCUAUGGGUCCUUCUAGUACGACUAAUCCCCUCCCAACUGUGUAUUCUGAAUAUGAGCCCAAUACCUAUGAGCAUCAUAUGAUCCUAGAUCUACUGGAUAAUACUCAUGUCCCCAAGAUGAAGAAAGCAAAAUAUAAUAUCAGCACAAGAGAGGUGGGUAGAGGCACAACACCCAUCUUUACAUCUACAUUUAAUAUAGCUUUUGAUGACAUUAUUGGGAUUUUCUAUAAGUAUUGGCCGAUUUUGACUAAAGAUCCCUGGCUAUCCUUUUGUAUUUCAGAAUUCCCUAGGAUCACAUUCAGGAAAGCUCCCAGCCUGAAAAAUAUUCUAGCUCCCUCUAAGUUACAACACUCCAAUGAAAGAAGAACGAGAGCGAAGAAAGAGGGUCUAAUUAACAAAGGCUGUGGCCAUACUAAAUGUCUCACCUGUGGCUAUAUUUGCCAUCUCGUUUCAAGUUUUAGCCCUUAUAAUAGCUCUGAGGUAUUUUCAGUGCAAUCUGAAAUUACCUGUAACACUUCAUUUGUAGUGUACCUCCUAAUCUGCCCGUGUGAUCGACAAUAUGUGGGCCAAACCACUAGGCCUUUGAAGUGCAGGUUCCGAGAACAUAGAACGGCUAUAAUUCAUUAUAAUAUUAAGUCGUCAGUAGCCCGACAUUUUGCUAUGUACCAUGAAAAGAAUCCCUCAGGUCUUAAGUUAAUGGGGUUAACACAUAUUCCUCCACACCAGGAUGGAGCA